Salvelinus namaycush (lake trout) is the source of this 1158-nucleotide messenger RNA. RefSeq names its product palmitoyltransferase ZDHHC20-B-like. Gene Ontology annotation, biological process: synaptic vesicle maturation; protein targeting to membrane; peptidyl-L-cysteine S-palmitoylation. NCBI's taxonomy places the organism in Eukaryota, Metazoa, Chordata, Actinopteri, Salmoniformes, Salmonidae. The transcript has 13 exons. The record is from RefSeq and is a predicted model, not a curated record. Gene Ontology annotation, cellular component: endoplasmic reticulum; Golgi apparatus. Gene Ontology annotation, molecular function: protein-cysteine S-palmitoyltransferase activity. The coding region runs from base 3 to 1049 and encodes 348 amino acids.
AGAUGGCGCCGCAUCAUGUACUAAAGUGCUGUCAACGGAGUUUAGCUUGGAUACCUGUUAUUUUCAUCAACCUGGUCGUUGGCUGGUCUUAUUAUGCAUACGUCGUGGAACUCUGUAUCUUUACAAUCCCAAAUAAUGCAGAAAAAAUAUCAUACCUGGUUGUCUUCCACCUGUUCUUCAUCAUGUUUAUCUGGUCCUACUGGAAGACUAUCUGCAGUAGGCCUGCCAGCCCCUCUAAAGAGUUUUGUCUGGCCAAAGUGGAGAAGGAGCAGUAUGAGAAGGAGCAGCCAGACGCUCAGCAGGACAUCCUGAAGAAAGCGGCCGUAGGAUUGCCUGUCUACACACGCACUGGGACCGGAGCCGUCCGGUACUGUGACCACUGUCAGGUGAUCAAACCCGACCGCUGCCACCACUGCUCCACCUGUGACAUGUGUGUACUGAAGAUGGAUCAUCACUGUCCAUGGGUGAAUAACUGUGUUGGAUUUUCGAACUACAAGUUCUUUGUCUUGUUUCUGGCCUACUCCAUGCUGUAUUGUGUGUUUAUCGCUGCUACUGUCCUGCAGUAUUUCAUCAAAUUCUGGACAAAUCAGCUGCCCGACACUCACGCCAAAUUCCACGUGUUGUUUCUGUUUUUUGUGGCGGCAAUGUUCUUCAUCAGCAUCCUGUCGCUUUUCAGCUACCAUCUCUGGCUUGUGGGAAAGAACAGGACCACCAUAGAGGCUUUCAGGGCUCCUGUCUUCAGAAAUGGCCCAGACAAAAAUGGCUUCUCUCUGGGCUUCAGUAGGAAUGUGGUGGAGGUGUUUGGAGACCAGAAGAAGUACUGGAUGUUUCCCAUCUACACCAGUCAUGGUGAUGGACACAGUUUUGCCACCCGGUUGCUGACCUUAGAUCCUGAGCAAAUAGCUGUGGGCCUCCAGAUCAACGGCAAAAGCUCUGAAGAUGGUCUGGCAAGCCCCAAGCACGUCCUUGGCAACAACAUUAACCACAUUGAGGGCCAUCAGGAUGACGUAGCCCAGACGGUAACUGUGACAAUGGAGCGUGAAUCAUAGACAGAGCUGGAUGUCUUUGGUGUGGCUCUGUACUCCAUGCUGACCCUCAUGUCUACGCUGUCCCUGCUGCUAUACCUGGAGGAGUGUGUGUUUAUCUAUAGAAAAGUCC